CGCAGUCGCCACAAGCGAUCAUUCCCUCUUAAAAUUUCCAUCAGAAAGGCCAGGAGGCCCAGGACCGUCAAAAAGGGUGACUCCCUGCCGACACGGGGAACUCUCUGUGUCCGAGAACACCAGAAAAUACCCCAGCCACCUCCCUCUCUCUUUCUCUCUCCUGCUGUAACUUUCUUGCUCUACAUUUCUUACAAAGGCAGAGGCUUUGUGUAGCUGUCCAAGCCGUCGUUCCGAACUGUAGGAGAUCUGCAAUUCUCUGCGGCGGCGGCACAUCGCAGCGCGUGAUCUCUUUAGAAUCAGCUCAAGCCUGCAGAAGUCGAACAUUGCGAAUUGUGUAAUAUUGAGAUUUCUAAUUGCCGUAGGGAGUGAAAAUGGCGAAUAGAAUGAAGGAAGAUGAAAAAAAUGAGAGAAUUAUUCGGGGUCUUUUGAAACUUCCUGAGAAUCGCAGAUGUAUUAACUGCAACAGUCUGGGACCGCAAUACGUGUGCACAAAUUUCUGGACAUUUGUUUGCACAACUUGUAGUGGGAUACAUCGAGAGUUCACACAUCGAGUGAAGUCAGUAUCAAUGGCAAAAUUUACUUCUCAAGAAGUCAGCUCUCUUCAACGAGGGGGAAAUGAGCGUGUGAAGGAAUUCUAUUUUAAGGAAUGGGAUCCGCAGCGUCAUUCUUUCCCUGAUAGCAGUAAUAUUGAGAGACUUCGGGACUUCAUCAAGCAUGUUUAUGUGGAUAGAAGAUAUAGUGGUGAGAGAAGCUUUGACAAACCACCAAGGGUGAAGAUGGGUGACAAGGAGGAACCUUAUGAAAACAGAAAGAUGGACAACUAUCAGGGUGGAUCACGAAGCCCACCAUAUGAAGAUUCAUAUGAUCGUCGUUACAGUGAUCAGCGUAGUCCUGGUGGAAGAAGUGAUGACAAAAAUUUUAGAUAUGGCUAUGAUGGAAGAAGAAGUCCAGGAAGUGAUUUAGAAAAUAGGCAGCACGGUGAUUAUAGGAGAAGUCCUGUUCGUCCUGAGAUAGUUAAUGAUUGGCGUCGUGAGGAUAGAUUUGGGAAUGGAAGGAAAUCUGAUAGAGAAACUAAUCGGGAAGGCAGGUCACCUGACCAUCAGAAGGAUCUGGAUGCAUCCAGUCCUCCAAUGGUACGCCCUGUUAGAGAGAUUUUAGGGGAUAAUGUAUCACCCUUACGGGUUAUUGAACCUCCAAAGGCCAAUGGUGGCAGGGUCGGUGAUGGUUUUGCACGUACGCAGAGAACCGCUUCAUCCAGUAGCUUGGGAUCCUCUAAUGGAAAUCCAGGGGAACUAAAAAGGGAGAAUUCAGGAAUCUUAAUUGAUUUUGAUGCUGAUCCUGAACCUCCUGUUGCUGCAACAGUGCCACAAACACAACAACCACCAGUUCAAACCAUCGCACAACCGAUAAGUUCAUCCAAUGAUAACUGGGCCUCUUUUGAUUUUGCCACAGAAGCAAAAGUAUCCCAAGCUCCUUCAAAUGUGAAUGCCCUGGAAACAGUACUUUCACAAUUGUCAGUUCCAGCAUCUGUUCCUGGGCACGGAUCAGGAGUACCCAAUAGUGGUGGUGCUCCAACAGCUGUACCAGUGGGCAAUGUGUCAGUGUUGCCAAUGAGUGGUGAUUCCCUAUUUCCACCAGUACGGCCCAUCCCUACGUCACCGUUUCUUGGUGGUGCUCCUGCACCAGUCAAUACUUUUGCUGCAUUUCCUCCAGCUGCUGCCGCUGCAGCUGCUCCUGGAUUGACACCAAUGUUACAUGGGCAUGAUGGUAAUUCCUUUGUCAAAGUUACUGGUGCAGGACAAUGGCCAAGCAUGCAGUAUCAACAACAUUCUUUAUUCCCUGAUACUGGAAGUCAGUCUAUCGCUCAACAAUUUGCUCCAUCAGUUGGUGGAACUUCAACCAAUCAGUGGAAUUCACCACUUUUGCCAAAUACACAAGGGCCUUUUAGUGCUCCUGCAGCACAAGCACCUCAAACUGUCUCAAAACCUCAGGUGGUUGCUUCUAGUCUUUCAUCACCACCUCUCCCUGUGGAAGUAAAACCAGCUGGAAGAAAAGAAUUGCCAUUGGAUCUUUUCGCUGCAACCUAUCAACCCAUCUCUAUGCAAGUUCCAGGUUGGCAAACUGGUCCACCCCAUGGCAUGGGGUUCCACCUGCAAUAUAAUACUGCAGCGCCAUUGCCAUCAACAUUCUCACAUUCAUCAAAAUCAACAAACCCAUUUGAUCUCAACAAUGAACCACCUCCGGCUCAAGCUCCAACAUUUCCUUCCAUGGCGUCCUUGCAAGGGAGUCUACCAAAUAUGCCCCCUUCUAUGGGCUUGCUGCAUUCUUCCAGUGCUGGUACUCAAUCAACAUGGACACCACCCCAGUCAUCAUUAUAUCCAUUGGCAAUGCCUCCACAAGCACCACCUUAUGUGUCGGGAAUGCCUCCACAAGUACCGCCUUAUGCGUCGGGAAUGCCUCCAAGAGCAUACAUGGGGCAACAAGUACCUGGUGCCAUUCCACCUUCCAGUCAUCAAGGAGUGGGAAGCUUUGGCAGUGAGGAUGCUGCUUUUAGCUCUUUGAAUCCAAAUCAUCUAAUUGGUGGAAGAUCCUCUGCACCUGCUGCCUUAGAUAAGCUUUCUUCUGUUGGAGGAAAUCCAUUUGGAUAAAUAUGAAGACCGAAGCCUUUUGGACCCCAUUUUAGGGUGAGCAUCAUCUUGAUGCUCUCUGUUAAGUAAUCUGUUGGAUGGAAAUUUUUGGGUUCAUUGUUCUUGUAGAUUUAGUAAGAUGUUGCAGCCAAAUGAAGUUGUGUGUCCAUACCUGUAACCUGUAAUAGUCAAAUGUCUAUUCUCGUGUAAAACCAGUUUUAUCCUGUAAGAAAGGUAGGCCAAAAUAGAGGGGAUUUGAAAGAGGGAUGGACACCUCUGAGGGAAUCAAGUCUUAUUUAGGCAGCCAUUGUCUUUCAUAGGUUUGGGAAUGGGUAUUCCUAUGUGGUGAUCUGUGCUUUGCCUGCUGCCAUAGGGGGAUGUCUCUCCAUUGUUAUGGCGAGUUCUUGUUUCGAGUCUGCACAAUUAUUUUUUUCUUUUUUAAAAUUUUUUCGAAGCAUACCUUUUGGUAGAGCAUACUUUACAUGCUAUUCAUAUUGAUGUUGAUAUGAUUUUUGUUUUGAAUAAGAUAGUAUUUGGAUUUUAGCCUUUA
This is a messenger RNA of Vitis vinifera (wine grape), 3177 nucleotides long. Its product is annotated as probable ADP-ribosylation factor GTPase-activating protein AGD14. Bases 372 to 2648 code for a protein of 758 amino acids. The transcript has 14 exons. NCBI's taxonomy places the organism in Eukaryota, Viridiplantae, Streptophyta, Magnoliopsida, Vitales, Vitaceae. The record is from RefSeq and is a predicted model, not a curated record. Gene Ontology annotation, molecular function: GTPase activator activity.